AUGGAAAAUCAUUCACAGGAGCCCAAACCCGCACCGUCUCCGCAAACUUCGCGGGAUGCAGCGCUUCGACUUCCGCCAACAACCAACCCUCCGGGGCCACAGAACCCACCAAAACAGUUGGUCUGGCUGAUAUUCGGCGCAACGGGCCACAUGGGCCGUUCCCUCGUGAAAUCCGCCCUCGCUCACAAUGACCUCGUCGCAGCGGUCGGCCGCACCUUUGAGAACUCGCCCGCCUACAUGGCGCGUCUGCAGACCGAGAACAGAAACUGCCUUGGCCUGCUAUGCGACGUUCGCGCUCGAGAGACCGUACAAGCCGCCAUUGACCAGACAAUCGCCCACUUCGGCCGGAUCGACGUAAUCGCCAACUGCUCUGGGUACGGCGUCAUUGGGGCGUGUGAAGACCAGGAGGAAUAUGACAUACGAAAUCAAUUUGAAACCAAUUUCAUGGGCACAUUGAACAUUGUGCAGUGCUCGUUGCCGCAUUUUCGAGAGCGCAGGGCCGGGCGGUAUUUGAUAUUUAGUUCGACGUCUGGUGCACUGGGCGUGCCUGGCUUGGGACCAUACUGUGCGUCGAAAUAUGCUGUGGAAGGGCUAAUCGAAAGUAUGCUGUAUGAGAUUGAUUGUUUCAAUAUUAAGGGCACAUUGGUGGAACCGGGACAUAUUCGUCGCGAUGACUUUGAUAAUUUACCUGGCAUCCCCGUUCCGGAGACCUAUUUGACUUCGCCGUUGCCUGCGUUUGGACACUUCUUGGUUAAGCCCGCCAGUGCUCCGUAUAGUGGACCCACAGUACCGGCGUCUCAUGCUAGAAGAAUGAUACAGUGGUUGGGCGAUAAGCAACCUACGAGUGCGGUGAAGGCCGCAGAGUUAGUUUGGCAGUUGGGCCAUUGUUCUUAUCCACCGUUGAGAUUACUAUUGGGAACAUACGCGGUGGAAAGUAUUAGAGACCGACUGAAAUGCAUUACAGAGGAGAUUGAGGAUUGGAAACAUCUGAGCUUUCCGUCAAGUGAAUCACAGCCAGCCGGAGUGUCACAAGGAACUGAGAACAAUGGGGAAUCGGGCACCCAGAGUCUGGAGCCGAAUAUACAGAACAUAGAGAACCAACCAGGUCCAUCAGAUGCCAUCAUGACGGAGUGA
This is a messenger RNA of Coccidioides posadasii C735 delta SOWgp, 1134 nucleotides long. RefSeq lists its product as uncharacterized. The record is from RefSeq and is a predicted model, not a curated record. NCBI's taxonomy places the organism in Eukaryota, Fungi, Ascomycota, Eurotiomycetes, Onygenales, Onygenaceae.